This is a messenger RNA of Wasmannia auropunctata (little fire ant), 2046 nucleotides long. RefSeq names its product RING finger protein 121. The record is from RefSeq and is a predicted model, not a curated record. Bases 148 to 1152 code for a protein of 334 amino acids. Gene Ontology annotation, molecular function: ubiquitin protein ligase activity; metal ion binding. The transcript is spliced from 8 exons. NCBI's taxonomy places the organism in Eukaryota, Metazoa, Arthropoda, Insecta, Hymenoptera, Formicidae. Gene Ontology annotation, cellular component: endoplasmic reticulum membrane; Golgi membrane.
UAACACAAAUGCCGGUCAUUCAGUGAAUGUGCAGUACCGCAUAACGGCAUUCCAUUCUAAAGAUGUGUCUGCAACGCGGCGGCCGCCUUAUGUCAGUUUAUUAAUAUAUACAUUUCUCUGUGCGUUAAAUGCGAUACGGCGUUCACGAUGGACAUACACCAAUUGCAUCAAAUACCGAAUAAAAGCGAAGCGGAGCUGACUCCAGAGGAACAAUGGAGGUUGCAACACAAAAAGAUGCACGAACAGCAUCAAGGUCACGAAUCUAUGCACGCCGAAAUGCUUCUUGUGUUGUUGGUGACGUUAACGGUAGCACAGGUUGUACUGGUUGAGUGGAAGAAGAGGCACUUUAAGUCGUACCAGCUUGUAACACUAGCAGCCAUGUGGAUUAUUCCGUUUGGAAUUAGCUUGAAGAACCACUGGUGGAGAUUUAUAUUUUUAUGGCUUUUAUCCUCCUGUAUAACAGGUCUAGUAGUAAGGAAAGCCAUUCAGAAGCCAAUAGAAGGUACCACCCCUAGACUAGUGUACAAAUGGUUUUAUUUUAUUUAUAAGCUCAGCUACGCGCUGGGUAUAAUCGGAUAUAUUUUAGUUGUAUUUACAUUCUUCGGGCUAAAUAUCAUAUUGAACGUCAAGCCUCACGUUUGGAUGGAUUGGGGCAUGCUGUUUCUAUUUUACGGUCUUUACUUUGGCGUACUAGGAAGGGAUGUCGCUGAAAUAUGUGCCGACACAAUGGCGUCACACAUUGGGUAUUACACCCCGGACAGUAUCCCGACCAGGGUUUUGGAGCCGAAUGUUUGCGCAGUGUGCGGGAAUAAACUUCUAGUUUCCGAGCACGAGGAAGGUGUGAUCGAAAAUACGUACAAGCUCACUUGCGAACACGUUUUCCAUGAAUUUUGCAUUAGGGGCUGGUGCAUUGUGGGAAAGAAACAAACGUGCCCUUAUUGCAAGGAGAAAGUCGACUUAACGAAAAUGUUCCGCAAUCCUUGGCAACGGCCGCACGUUUUAUAUGGUCAAUUGCUGGAUUGGUUAAGGUGGCUGGUUGCUUGGCAACCGUUAAUUUUAUUUCUAGUUCAAGGUAUCAAUUGGGCUCUGGGCCUUGAAAUAACAGAUACGACGGAGGAUCAGCAUGAAAAAACAUUGGGUGUAACGGAUUAACGUCUACCGCACGCUGUAUUGUUAGAUAAUUUCUCUGCUAGCACCGACAGAUAAGUUCCUAUUUACACACUCGAAGUCUCUCACUAAGAGGUAGUAGAUCUGAGGAAGGAUUUGAUCUCGCUGGACGCGUAUAUAGAAUUCAAGAUAACUGUGUACGUGUGUGCAUGUAUGUGUGUGGGCAUAGUAAGAGAGAAAGAGAGAGAAAGAGAGAGAGACACAAUGAUAACAACUUGCCAGUGAUGUUACUAAAAGACUUUAAUUAACUUUCUCGUUAUUAUCGAUAGAAAAACAACUUUCAUCACAUCACGUAUCCAUAGGUACUUGUUAGACCAUGUCGGACCCGUCGCGAGAGUAUUAUAUAUAAUUCGUAUUUAUAUUUAUAUUUAUAUACAUAUAUAUUUGUCUAUAAACCUAAAGUCUUUCUGUGGGAUGAUUACGGGACAGGGCGCGAAGGGGUGGUGAUGCGGGAAAAGUGAGAUGGGAAAUAGAGAUAACAGAGGCUAAGGGACGAGAACACACUUAACGACGAAUACCCUUCAACGGAUCCGAUGAACAGAGGUGUUAACGUUACUCGAGACGUAGUCUUUGGCUUGUUGGAUGGUUCAGACGCCACGAUACGACGGGAUCGUCGGGAUGGGUCCAGGGGCAGACAUUCACAAACACGGGGAAAUUUUAUAGAUAUAUUUAUUGAGUACUUAGCGUGUAAGAGUAUAGAAUAUAUGUUACCUUAUUGUUAAAUAUCAUUACAUGGUAAAUAUAUUUAUAUAUUGCGACCGCACUCACGAGCGUGGUGCAACUUCGUCGCUCGUCCGACCCGCGUAAUUCCGCGAAAACGGUAAACGGGAAUCUAAUGCGUGAUUAACUGUAACUCAGGCAUCUCGCCUAUCGAAAACG